UUCUUGGAAAUCAAUGGACAAAGUGUGAGCACUAAAAGUUAUCAACCCAUGAAACAGCUUGAAUCUGGGAUUUAUAUAUUUAAUUUUCACCGACAGAUAACUUCAACUACUUCAGCAAUUCACUUCUCCUGCACCACUGAAUCACCAGCCCUCAUCGCCUUCAAAUCAUCAAACAAUUCAAUUCUCCUGCACCACCGAACCACCAGCCCUCUCAUCGUCUUCAAUCUAUCAAACAAUUCAAUUCUCCUGCACCACCGAACCACCAGCCCUCAUCGCCUUCAAUCCAUCGAGUAUCUAUCAGGCAAUUCAAUUCUCCUGCACCACCGAACCACCAGCCCUCAUCGUCUUCAAUCCAUCGAGUGUCUAUCAGGCAAUUCAAUUCUCCUGCACCACCGAACCACCAGCCCUCAUCGUCUUCAAUCCAUCGAGUGUCUAUCAGGCAAUUCAAUUCUCCUGCACCACCGAACCACCAGCCCUCAUCGUCUUCAAUCUAUCAAACAGUGUAAGCACUUAUCGAGUAUCUAUCAGGCAAUUCAAUUCUCCUGCACCACCGAACCACCAGCCCUCAUCGCCUUCAAUCCAUCGAGUGUCUAUCAGGCAAUUCAAUUCUCCUGCACCACCGAACCACCAGCCCUCAUCGCCUUCAAUCCAUCGAGUAUCUAUCAGGCAAUUCAAUUCUCCUGCACCACCGAACCACCAGCUCUCAUCGCCUUCAAUCCAUCAAACAGUAAGCACUCAUCGAGUGUCUAUCAGGCAAUUCAAUUCUCCUGCACCACCGAACCACCAGCCCUCAUCGCCUUCAAUCCAUCGAGUGUCUAUCAGGCAAUUCAAUUCUCCUGCACCACCGAACCACCAGCUCUCAUCGCCUUCAAUCCAUCAAACAGUAAGCACUCAUCGAGUAUCUAUCAGGCAAUUCAAUUCUCCUGCACCACCGAACCACCAGCCCUCAUCGCCUUCAAUCCAUCGAGUAUCUAUCAGGCAAUUCAAUUCUCCUGCACCACCGAACCACCAGCUCUCAUCGCCUUCAAUCCAUCAAACAAUUCAAUUCUCCUGCACCACCGAACCACCAGCUCUCAUCGCCUUCAAUCCAUCAAACAAUUCAAUUCUCCUGCACCACCGAACCACCAGCCCUCAUCGUCUUCAAUCUAUCAAACAGUAUUCAAUUCUCCUGCACCACCGAACCACCAGCCCUCAUCGCCUUCAAUCCAUCGAGUGUCUAUCAGGCAGUCUGUAUCCUUUAUCAAACAUUUUAAAAGAUGCAUUCUAAUCUUUUGUUUUUUUAUUUCAGAUUCAAUUCUCCUGCACCACCGAACCACCAGCUCUCAUCGCCUUCAAUCCAUCAAACAAUUCAAUUCUCCUGCACCACCGAACCACCAGCUCUCAUCGACUCUAAUCAGACUGUUAUAUCCAGUUGCUAAUUCGACUAGUGCUGAUCCGAAACUUUAUCAUGGAUGA
This is a messenger RNA of Ctenocephalides felis (cat flea), 1455 nucleotides long. RefSeq lists its product as uncharacterized. The transcript is spliced from 19 exons. The record is from RefSeq and is a predicted model, not a curated record. NCBI's taxonomy places the organism in Eukaryota, Metazoa, Arthropoda, Insecta, Siphonaptera, Pulicidae. Bases 49 to 1455 code for a protein of 468 amino acids.